This is a messenger RNA of Macadamia integrifolia, 1673 nucleotides long. RefSeq lists its product as uncharacterized. Bases 98 to 1381 code for a protein of 427 amino acids. The transcript has 3 exons. The record is from RefSeq and is a predicted model, not a curated record. Lineage: Eukaryota; Viridiplantae; Streptophyta; Magnoliopsida; Proteales; Proteaceae.
UCUUCAUUAGUUUUCAUUCUCUUUCUUCGAUUACUUCUUCGAAUUCGUUUCUCCAUCUACUCUUCCUGUUUCUCCUCUGCAAUUCUAAAUUUCUUUCAUGGCUCUUCGACCUCUGUUUCUAGCAGAAACUGCAACUCUCAUCGCCUUACUAACACUUGGAUCAACCGAUGCUCUGGGUUCCGCAGGAAGUUCGAAGGCGAUUUCCGGUCUACGGGAUGCGACAGUUAAGGCAUUAGGGCUUCAAGCCAAUGACCUCAAGAUUUCUGGUUUCGAUAUCAGCGACGCCUUGGUUGGGCAUUCUGUAGCUUACGAGUUCGAUAUUGAGAUAGACAAGAAGGUUCUUCCUGUUAAACUGCUCGAGGACGUUAAUCGAUGGGAAUACGUGGAUUUGCCCAUCUUUCGUACCGAAGAUCCUUCGGUAUCAGGUCAUGACCAUAGCAGCUUGGUCGAGCGGAAACCGGACGAUCGUGUGUCUCCGGUUUUACCUCCCUUUCAGCUGGCCGGACCUAUGGAAAUCUGGAUUCAGGACGCCAAAGAUAUGAGGCUUUCCUUGCCGCAUGAUGUCGAUGCCGGCGUGUUGAAGAAGGUGGUCUUAGCAGAUGGUGCAGUGGUGUCGGUUAAGGGCGCCAGAUCCGUAAGCUUGCGGCACCCUCUCGACCUCCCACUUCCCCUGAACCAAUCUCAGGGGAGUUUCGCGUCUGCUCUGCUAACCCUAGCAGAUCGUCUCCGCCACAGCUCACGCACGCAGAAGGAACAGCCCCUGUCACUCCGCAUAGUCGGGCCGACAUCCCUCACUUCUUCGCCCUUUUCUUCUGAUAGCAAGUUGAAGCUCAAGCGUCUGGCCCCGGGCCUAGUGGAGCUAUCCUCACAGUCCAGAACUAAGGGAAUUCAAGCCGUCUCCACCGUCGAUGGAGAAGAGGCAGGCGAGCCAACAAUACUCCUGACACCCGAUCGAUUCAACACAAUGUGGCCUGUCACGUCCAUCAAUGGAUCAAAUCCCAACCUGCAAGGAUUUGAGGCGCUGCUUCUCUCUGUCCUGGGUGACAAAGCUAACAAGGAAGGAUCGUUCAGGUUGUUGAAGGCGGAUGUUUCAGCCCAGACUUUUGUUAAGUUGAGCUUUGGGUUAGAGAAGGCACUAAAGGAAGGUGGAGAAGAAAUUAAUUGGGAAGCUUUCCCUGAAUGGCGGACUAGGCCGGAGUCAGUGAAGAUGCAGUUUGAGGUGUUGGCUAAGGUAGAUGGGGAGAAGGUUGUGCCCGAGAAGGUGGUGCCUGUUAAACCCAUUGAAUUCCAAGAUUCCACAGCUACUCACGUGCUUACAGGGAACGUCACCAUGUCCAAGGUUCCUGUCUUUCAUGCUCCUUCUGAUCCCUUCACCUUAUGAUUUGAGGUUCAGAGAAGUGUAAAGAUAAGUCAAACAUUCUUUCCCUAAUCUUUUGGUGGCGCAAUUGCCAGCUUCUUAUUACGAAUUUAUCGAUGUAUAGUUAGACAGAGAGAAGUUCUAUCCAAUACAAUUGUAGAUUAGAGAAGGUCAUUAUGUUGUGCUAUGGGGAAUUUAUAGAAAUCCUACCCAAUUUUCACUUACAAUAUGUAUUUAUUCCUGUGUAAACCAUCCUUCAUUUUGUAUUAUGGUUAUUACCUCAGUUCUUAUACCAACAAUGACUAGUUUCAAACAA